AUGGCUUCCGACGAGGAGAAGAACUCCAAUAACUACAUCAGCAAUGCUGGCUCUACCGACAAGUACCUGGCCGACAACGGCGACGUUGCGGCCGGCCACACUAUGGACAACGCUGAUGGUCUGCACCGUCUCCUCAACAACAGACAGAUCCAGCUCGUUGCCAUUGGUGGCUCCAUUGGUACUGCUCUCUUCGUGAGUAUCGGUGGUGGUCUUGCCCAGGGUGGUCCCCUCGGUUUGUUCCUCGCCUAUACAAUCUACUCCGGUAUCCUCGCAUGUGUGAACAAUGGUGUCGCCGAGAUGAGCACAUACAUGCCCGUUUCUGGUGGCUUUAUCCGUCUCGCCGGUCAUUGGGCCGAUGACGCUCUUGGUUUCAUGGCUGGUUGGAACUUCUUCCUCUACGAAGGUCUUCUGAUUCCAUUCGAAAUCACCGCCAUCAACCUUGUCCUUUCAUACUGGAGCUCUGAUAUCACGAACCCCGGCCCUACAGCUGGCAUCUGUAUUGGUGUCAUCAUACUAUACGCUCUUUUGAACAUCUUGGCUGUCAAGGCCUACGGUGAAGCCGAAUUUUGGCUUUCGGGCGGCAAGGUUAUCCUGAUUCUUAUGCUCUUCAGUUUCACUUUCGUCACAAUGGUUGGCGGCAACCCUCAAGGUGAUGCCUAUGGAUUCCGCUACUGGAAGAACCCUGGUGCUUUCUCGGAUGUCAAUGGUAACACUCCCCUUGGUCGCUUCGAGGGCUUCCUCGGCGCUCUCUGGAGUGCCAGCUUUACUGUUGUCGGUCCCGAAUACAUCUCGAUGGUCGCUGCCGAGGCCAAGCGACCCAGUGUCUACAUCAAGGCUGCCUUCAAGACGGUUUACUACCGAUUCUGCUUUUUCUUCAUCAUGGGCUCCCUCGCUGUUGGUAUCGUCGUCCCCUACAAUUAUCCUCAGCUCGUCAAGAUUUUCGUUACUGGCGAGGAGGGAAGCGGCACUGCUGCUGCCUCACCCUAUGUCAUGGCCAUGGACAUUCUGAAGGUCGACGUGCUUCCUCACAUUGUCAAUGCGCUCCUCCUUACAUCUAUCUUCUCGGCCGGUAACACCUAUACCUACUGUGCCACUCGAUCUCUGUAUGGUCUUGCUCUUGAGGGUCGCGCUCCCCGAUUCCUGCGAAAGACAACCGCCUCCGGUGUUCCCAUCUGGUGCUUCUGCGUCGUCAUGCUGUUCCCCAUGCUCUCGUUCCUCCAGUGCAGCAGUGGCUCAGCUGAGGUUCUCAACUGGCUCAUUGCCCUAAUGACAGCCGGUGGUCUUAUCAACUACCUUGUCAUGGGACUCACCUUUCUCAACUACUACCGCGCCUGCAAGGCUCAAGGAAUUGACCGAAGCAAGAUGCCGUACUACGGCCGCUUCCAGCCCUGGUGCGCCAUCAUUGGCCUGGUCUUCCAGUUCCUCGUCGUUAUGUGCUACGGCUACAAGUCAUUCAAGCCCUGGGAUGUCGAGAGCUUCUUCAAGAACUACACCAUGCAAAUCGUCGCCCCUUGUCUCUUUAUCUUCUGGAAGCUCUACAAGAAGACUCGCUGGCUCCGUCCCCAUGAGGUCGACCUUACCUGGGAGCGCCCUAUCAUUGAUGCUUACGAGAACUCCAUCACAACGCCCCCAACUGGCUUCUGGCAGGAGAUGGGAAUGCUCGUUGGCAUUAAGGGCAAGGUGUAUUCGGAUGAAUAG
Molecule: messenger RNA, 1698 nt
Organism: Fusarium mangiferae
Lineage: Eukaryota; Fungi; Ascomycota; Sordariomycetes; Hypocreales; Nectriaceae
Product: putative carnitine transporter
Exons: 2
Coding region: 1-1698 (565 amino acids)
Biological process (GO): amino acid transmembrane transport
Cellular component (GO): membrane
Molecular function (GO): amino acid transmembrane transporter activity
Source: RefSeq, a predicted model, not a curated record